This is a messenger RNA of Chilo suppressalis (striped riceborer), 537 nucleotides long. The record is from the annotation of a GenBank genome assembly. NCBI's taxonomy places the organism in Eukaryota, Metazoa, Arthropoda, Insecta, Lepidoptera, Crambidae.
AUGAUGAAUCGACUUUUGUGUCUCCUCGCUGUGCUUUCCAUCGCCUCAGCACAUUGCCCGUAUCAUAAACAUCGUCAUACCAAUUCCGGACACACGAGAGAUUACCACAACAGACUUUUCGAGGAGAUCAGCAAUGACGUCAUAGCUCUUGAUAAAAAAGUACAGAACCUCUGCACUCGAAACACGAAUGGAGCCACCAAGGAGAUCAUAGAAUCAGAGACGUUCAAACUCUCGACUCCUCUCGAUGGCUUCGAUGAAACUGAAAUAGAAGUGAAAAUCAGGAAUAGAAUUCUUUACAUUAGUGCAAAUAAGCCACCGCUGAAGAGCUACAACGAGAUUCGAGUGUUGCCAUCCUUCGUGGACACAAAACAAGCCAGUUACCAAUUGGAAGAAGGCAAACUAAUCGUCAGCUUCAACAUCAAAACUGCUGCGACUAACGAAUGCACUACCGACGUUGACAGUAACGUAAUAACAGUUCCCAGGUUCCAACCGUUCAUAUUUGACGAGAGAAUCGGUCGCAGUGACGCUAAACGGUAA